ACCACGUGACGUCCCUUUAAGCUCUUUCUUGACUGUCCGCGACCAUGGCAAAGGAAAUAUUUCCACCUAAUGACCAGGGCAGAGUUACCAUGCAAAGGAUCGCGACUCGUAUCUGCCCAGUUUGAAGCGAAAACGGAUAUAUAUAAUACGACGAAUGUUGUUUUGACGGCGCGCGCGAGAGAAAAAACUGCUGAUCGUUCAAGCACUUUAACGCGGGACGCGCGAGCUGGGAUGCCGAAGUGACGCAGCUGGAGUUGUUUUAACAGCUUGAGAAGUUGCAGCUCAUUUCAUUACCUUUUACGCGUGGAAGAAUACCACGAGAUACGAGUGCCUUGUUUACAUAUUUCAUUGGGCUUUUCUGUUCUUGAGCUACUCGGAAUAUUUGCGCCAUCAGUUAAGAGAGAAGUUGCAUCCGUGAGAGGAAACGGAUUUUAAAGCAGCAGUAACGUUAACGUUAGUUUGCUCUUCUUUUCGAAAUAGCUGCGCUCCGUCGAUGACUCUCGACACCUUAAAACAUUCCGCGAUACUCACAACUUUAUUUAAAAUGGCUGAUGAAAACUAUUUAAUAGGUGCUGCGGAGUUUGUUAAAGAUAGACUCUAUUUUGCAACUUUACGGAGCAAGCCGAAAAGCACCGCAAACACGCAUUACUUCAGCACGGAUGAGGAGUUUGUGUAUGAAAACUUUUAUGCUGAUUUUGGUCCCCUCAACCUCGCUAUGCUGUACAGAUACUGCUGUAAACUCAACAAAAAGCUCAAGUCGUUUACACUGACCAGAAAGAGGAUUGUGCACUACACCAGCUUUGACCAGCGCAAAAGGGCUAACGCUGCUGUGCUUAUCGGUGCUUAUGCUGUGAUUUACCUGAAGAAAACACCUGAGGAAGCCUAUAGAGCUCUUAUCUCCGGCUCCAAUGCCUCAUAUCUUCCCUUCAGGGAUGCUUCAUUUGGGAAUUGCACAUACAACCUGACAGUUCUCUACUGCUUGCAAGGCAUUAGGAAGGCCCUUCAGCACGGAUUCUUGAACUUUGAGACGUUCGACGUAAACGAGUAUGAACAUUACGAGCGGGUUGAGAACGGAGAUCUGAACUGGAUCAUCCCAUGCAAACUUCUCGCUUUCAGUGGGCCGCAUCCGAAAAGUAAAAUAGAGAACGGUUACCCUCUACAUGCCCCCGAGGCUUAUUUCCCAUAUUUCCGCAAGCACGACGUCACCACCAUAGUACGCCUCAACAAGAACAUCUACGAUGCCAAGCGCUUCACAGAUGCCGGUUUCGACCAUUACGACCUGUUCUUCGUGGACGGCAGCACGCCCAGCGACGUCAUCACCCGCCGCUUCCUGCACGUCUGUGAGAGCACGGAUGGAGCGGUGGCGGUUCACUGCAAGGCGGGUUUGGGCCGGACGGGGACUCUGAUUGGCUGCUACCUGAUGAAGCACUACCGCUUCACGCCUGCCGAAGCCAUCGCUUGGAUCCGCAUUUGCAGACCCGGCUCUAUUAUUGGACCCCAGCAGCAUUACCUAGAAGAGAAGCAGACGAGUCUCUGGGCGCAUGGAGAUAUUCACCGCUCCAAGCAGCGGCAGUAUGAGGACAGAUCCGUGCCUCACCUCAUCUCCAGUAUGGACAACCUCUCCAUCAGCACCUCCAUCUUUAAAUCACACAGCUUGGACCGUAUGGAGGAGAACGAUUAUGCAGAGACCGAUCUCGGUAUGACGCAAGGAGACAAAUUGCGUGCCUUAAAGGGUCGACGGCAACCGAGGUCUGCGACCACCGGAGCCAUAAGACUCGAGGACAUGAAGAUACACACUAGGUCUGCAUCUCAGCCUCUCAGGUAACUUUUUCUUCCAAGUUUCAGUC
Molecule: messenger RNA, 1847 nt
Organism: Sinocyclocheilus rhinocerous
Lineage: Eukaryota; Metazoa; Chordata; Actinopteri; Cypriniformes; Cyprinidae
Product: dual specificity protein phosphatase CDC14A-like
Exons: 14
Coding region: 494-1825 (443 amino acids)
Biological process (GO): protein dephosphorylation
Source: RefSeq, a predicted model, not a curated record